Messenger RNA from Mugil cephalus (flathead mullet), 3389 nucleotides. Its product is annotated as leucine-rich alpha-2-glycoprotein-like. The transcript has 2 exons. NCBI's taxonomy places the organism in Eukaryota, Metazoa, Chordata, Actinopteri, Mugiliformes, Mugilidae. Bases 476 to 1756 code for a protein of 426 amino acids. Gene Ontology annotation, molecular function: protein binding. Gene Ontology annotation, cellular component: extracellular matrix. The record is from RefSeq and is a predicted model, not a curated record.
AUGCUGCUAGUCAGUCCAAUCAGAGCCAUUUUGCUGUAAAAGAACUCCACAACCCCUCAGUUCUGGCGGCGUUGUUUGCCCAAAUGAUUUGAUUGGACCAGCAGAUCUUUGCCAGUGCUUCAUCAGUGCCCAGCAAAGUGGUUUCACACCGACUUUCCAACUCAUAAAAGAAAAAUUGUUCAUCUCAGGAUAAAGACUGGAAUAGGAGAGACAGUUACAGCGUUUGUGCACACGGUUAAAAAGAAAAGCACUCGACAGACUAAAGCUGAUCUUUUUAAAGAGUCAAAUGAGAGACCAGGGCAGCUGUUUCCCCCUGCUUUCAGCCUCUGUGCUGCACCUUGUUCAGCAGCUUUAGAUUCCACAAACCGUGGAAAUACUGGCAUCAAUUUGCUUGACUAAAGUCCACAAGCAUAUUCCCCAAAAUGUCCAACUUCAUCUUUAACCAACAGAAUUAUCUCCACGUUAAUGUUAUUGAAUGGCUAAUUUUUGCAAACCAUAUGUUUUCCUGCCAUAUAUUUUAUAUAACAUAAUAUAUGAAGCUAUUCGUGGAAUAGUCUCGCAAAAAAAAAGAAAGAAAAUAUUGAUUAAUGUGUGGUAUAAACUCAGAAAGGUCAGAAACCAGCUGAUGAGUUGCUGUGUUUGCUCGGUUUUGUUUGCCUCUUGCAACAUUUUGUCCUCACUCACUGCCUGGAACAAACAGAGUCGACACAGUGGGGAUUCAGCCACACCAUUCAGUGCUUCAGAGAUGAACUUGUGGCUGCUCCUGACGUUCGCUGCGCUGCUUGAAUGCGGUUGCCAAAAACGAGGCGUCUACUCGUGCCCGGACCUGUGCUCCUGCUCUUUCCCGCCCUCAGGUGCAGAGGUGGUGUGCAGCCAAAGCUCCCUUGUACAUUUCCCUGUAGACGGUCUACCUCCCAACACCACAAAGUUGUCCAUCCAGUCCACAAAUCUCAGCAGCAUUGCAGCCAGUCAUUUGAGCGUAGUGCCCCUUUUGGACAACCUCCAGCUGUAUCACAACAACCUGACAAACCUGUCUGCAGAGCUGCUGAGCUUCAUUCCUCACUUGAAGACGUUGGAUCUCACAGGGAAUCGUCUGGUCCAUCUGCCUCCGAACAUCUUCAGCCAUGCCUUGCUCCACAGCCUGGUGUUGAAGAAUAAUCAGUUUGAAGAGGCAGACGUAGCGUGGUUUCCCUUCAAUAGCAGCCUCGCCUCGUUGGAUUUGUCUGGGAACCGUUUGUCUAGCGUCCCAGCUGCUCUGUUCCAGAGGCUGCCCGGUCUGACGAAUCUAGAUUUGAGUUUUAACAAUCUACAAGAGCUGCAUGAAGACCAUCUGAAAGAUCUCUGUGAGCUGGAGACAUUAAACCUAAUGGGGAACAAACUAACCGUCCUAAAACCCGCAACCUUCACGCACAAUCUUAAACUAUCCCACCUGUUUCUGCAGGAGAAUCGGCUCCAAGAGCUGCCAGCGACGCUCCUCCACGGCCUGCAACACCUCGAACUUUUGAUGCUUAAUCAAAACCAGCUGCGGCAUCUGCCCCCUGGUCUGCUGGACGAGAAAAAAGACCCAUUUCUGAUAAUCAUGUCAUUGAAUCCCUGGGAGUGCGAUGAGGACAUGGAGUAUCUGUGGAGAUGGAUCACUACCCAUCCGCAAAACGUCCUCUUUCUGGAGGAUGUGACUUGUAGCAGCCCUGAAGCUCUCAAAAAUCAGCAAGUGGCGUCUUUAACCAGCAGCCAACUCGGCCUUAAAAAUAUAUAAUAAAACUGUAUCUGCUCUCUACAUCCCGAGGCCAAAUUACAAAAGACUGUCAGAUAUUCUGCUGUGUUCGACUGCCUUCCUCUGAUCUGUCCUUCUCCAUAGUUUGGACGUUAUCCAGCCCACCGGGUGGCGUAAGACACUCAAUAGAUUCUCAAACCAGCGAGCAGAACAGACAGUGCAUCUCAGUUAAGGAUCUGUUUAUUCAGUAUGUCCCAGCCAAAAAUCUGUUAAAGCAAAUGUCGUUGCCGGUACAUUCAGCUUAUUUUCCUCAUAAAACUUUUUUUUUGCUCACAAUUUCAUACAGCGAACAAGGACAACCUGAUGGAUGAGCUCAGUCCAUUUUAAAUCCUGCUUUUGUCAUGACUGAUCACAUUUUCGUGAAUGAGGAAUAAAUCAUCCGAGAAUCUGUGGUUAGGUAAAAAGGAAAUCGAGAUCCGUUGUGUCGGGAAAUGACGGGAGAAUAAAGAGCUCCUUGAGAUCCUCGUGCCGACAGAUCUGCCUCACUUGUUGUCGGUUGCAUCACAGAUUGCAGCAUUGUUUCAGUCGUGGCCUUUUGUUUUUAAUGAUGUUGAGCAUGUGGGAGUGUGUGGGCAGUGCUAUGGCUCAGUCUUGCAGCUGACCUCUUCUGGAUGUGUUUAGAUAUUGCUUCUUUCUUUUCUUCUCUUUCCACAUGUGUGCUUAUAUAUCUCCUGCGUGUCCACAUGCCCUCUGCUCGAGCCCUGAUCACGGUGAGUGCGCCCGAUGGUGAUUUAUCACCCUUAUAAAAUGUGAAACAUCGCCUCCUCUAGCGGGCAUUACUUAUGAAAAUUAAAUCUUGUGCGUAACUGCUCCCCAAAGAGCGAAAGGCAAACUUGAAAGUCUUGACGUAUAUGUCUUUCAUUUCACCUCUUUGAUUUGCGUCCCGAAGGUUAAAGGUGGAGAAAGAGGGCUUGCUGGUUCAGAUCCUAAUUCCCUCUCAUGAGAAGACCCUCCGCGGGUGACCAUCUGUUUUGGGGAAAGGGAACAGCGCUCUGCCCCCUACUUUAACAACCACUGCUGCUUUGCGGGAAAGACAAUUAAUCUCCAUCUGAUCCAGCGAGCCCCCCCAGACCUUGACAUUUGUAAGUGUAUAGAUGUGGCCAUAUGUUCUUUGCAUAGAUGAGCGUGUCCGGUGGGUAUGGAGAAAUGUUUUUUUUGUUUUGUUUUUUUUACACACUGCUUUCCUGCUAAUAGUGACUGAAUGACAAUAAAAUCCAAAAGGUCACAGGCAAGACUUUCACGCACAUGAAGAUUGCCGUGGCCUUUCAGACCUGGCGUUGUAGUAAUGGAGACGUGAUCUUCUCUGAUAGCUGCUCAUUAGCACAUAAUACAGCACAUUUCAUCAGCUAACACACAAACUCAUCGUUCGCACUAAGAAAAUAUUUAUUUAAUUAUUAUAUUUAUAAUAUGUUUAAAAUUGUUUUGUUUUUUUACUUUUAAGGGGAAAUAUUUCACUUUUGAAUGAACUAACUUCACACGUACAUCUAUACGGAUUCUUGCUUUGUAGAUUUUUUUUUUUUUUUAAAUAAUCUACCUGACAAUGUUUAAAGCUCCACCUCAGCCAUGCUACUUGUAUGUUAAUGCAUCAAUAAAUAUACAUGUAUUCACCCCGAAA